Molecule: messenger RNA, 3368 nt
Organism: Hyaena hyaena (striped hyena)
Lineage: Eukaryota; Metazoa; Chordata; Mammalia; Carnivora; Hyaenidae
Gene: BRDT
Product: bromodomain testis associated
Exons: 20
Coding region: 398-3235 (945 amino acids)
Biological process (GO): chromatin remodeling; positive regulation of transcription elongation by RNA polymerase II
Cellular component (GO): nucleus; chromatin
Source: RefSeq, a predicted model, not a curated record
AACUCCUACCUCACACCGCUUCAUCUGAUAUAAGCUGGAGGGAACGAUCAGAUAAGGUCUUUUUUUCACCAAAGGUGACAGAGCCUCUACGUGGUGCUCCGCUUUGGGAUCCGGGCCCUCGGCGGGAUCCUGAGUAGGAAGCAACCGUUGUUUGCUCUUCUCCCCUCCCCCAUCAACACUGUGCGACCGGCGAGGCAGUUGGCGAGGCCAUCCCGUUGCGUGCCUUGCUGCCCAGGAUGCUCCGGUGUGAGGUACAGAAGAGAGAAGACUGAGGCUUCAAGGAGACAAUAAGAUCAAGAGAAGAAUUUUUAAGGAGACUUAAAGUGUACAUGGAGGGACGUGUAAGGACGUGUACCUGUAGGCAACAUUGUAAUAUCAGUGUUUGACGCAGUUAAGAAUGUCUCUGUCAAGUCGACAAACAGCAGUUGUUAACCCUCCACCACCAGAAUAUAUAAAUACUAAGAAAAAUGGGCGAUUGACAAAUCAACUGCAAUAUCUACAAAGAGUUGUCCUGAAGGCUUUAUGGAAGCAUAGUUUUUCGUGGCCAUUUCAGCAACCUGUGGAUGCUGUGAAGCUAAAGCUGCCUGAUUAUUACACCAUUAUCAAAACCCCAAUGGAUUUAAAUACAAUUAAGAAGCGCUUAGAACAUAAAUAUUAUGUGAAGGCUUCAGAGUGUAUAGAAGACUUCAACACAAUGUUCUCAAAUUGUUAUUUAUACAACAAGCCUGGAGAUGACAUUGUUCUUAUGGCACAAGCUCUAGAGAAGUUGUUUAGGCAGAAAUUAUCUCAGAUGCCACAAGAAGAACAAAUUGUAGGUGGUAAGGAAAGAAUAAAGAAAGGCAUUCAUCAUAAUGUAGCAGUUCUUUCUGGUAAAGAAAAACAAUCCUCCAAAGCCCCUGAAAAGGUAUUUAAACAGCAAGUGAUUCCCUCUGUAUUUCCUGAGACAUCUAUUUCUCCUUCAGAGAUGGCACAAGGUAUUCCACUCAACUCUACCUCACAGACAGUGGCCCAAGUUACAAGGGGUGUGAAGAGGAAAGCAGAUACCACAACUCCUACAACUUCAGUAGUUAAAGCAAGUGGUGCAACUUCCCCAACGCUUGCAGAAAAAACAUCAGUGAAAAUGCCACCUAUAAAAGAAAAUGUGCCGAAUACUGUUUUGCCAGAUUCUCAGCAACUAUGUAAAGUUGUAAAGAGUGUUAAAGUGACCAAACAAUUAAGGCACUGUAGUGAGAUUCUUAAAGAAAUGCUUGCGAAGAAACACUUACCCUAUGCAUGGCCCUUUUAUAAUCCUGUUGAUGUUAAUGCUUUGGGGCUCCAUAACUACUAUGAUAUUGUGAAGAAUCCAAUGGAUCUUGGAACUAUUAAGGGAAAAAUGGACAACCAAGAAUAUAAAGACGCCUAUGAAUUUGCGGCAGAUGUUAGAUUAAUGUUCAUGAAUUGCUACAGGUAUAAUCCUCCAGACCAUGAAGUAGUGACAAUGGCGAAAGCAUUCCAGGAUAUCUUUGAAAUGCAUUUUGCAAAGAUCCCAGAUGAACCUGCUGAGAGUUCAUGCUACAUCAAAACAAAUACCACAGAAGUCCAUGGGAAAGAAAGCAGAAGUGAAGCUUCCUCUGAAAAUAACUCAUCUGGUGAUUCUGAAGAUGAACGAGUUCAACGUCUUGCAAAACUUCAGGAGCAGCUGAAAGCUGUUCAUCAACAGCUACAAGUUCUGUCCCAAGGAUCUUUCCGUAAGCUAAAGAAAAAGAAAUCUAAAAGGGAAAAGAAGAAAGAAAAGGUUAAUAACAGGGAUGAAAAUCCAAGGAAAAAGUUUAAGCAAAUGAAAUUAAAGGAAAAAUCUAAAAGCAAUCAGCGAAAGAAGAGGAAACAGCAGGUGUUUGCUCUGAAAUCUGAAGAUGAUGCUAAUGCUAAACCUAUGAACUAUGAUGAGAAAAGGCAGUUAAGCUUGGAUAUAAACAAACUCCCUGGAGAUAAACUUGGGCGAGUCGUUCAUAUAAUACAGUCAAGAGAGCCUUCACUGAGAAAUUCCAACCCUGAUGAGAUAGAGAUAGACUUUGAAACACUGAAAGCAUCAACACUGCGAGAACUAGAAAAGUAUGUUGCUGCAUGUCUAAGAAAAAGAGCACUAAAGCCUCACGGUAAGAAGAUAAUAAAGUCCAAAGAAGAACUUCAUUUACAGAAAAAACGGGAGUUGGAGAAGCGGUUACUAGAUGUCAAUAAUCAGUUAAACUCUAGAAAAUGUCAACCUAAAUCUGGAAAGAUGCAGUCGGCCAAGGCUGUCGGAAGUGGUUCCAGAUUGAGCGAAAGCAGCAGCAGUAGCAGCAACAGCAGCAGCAGCAGCAGCAGCAGCAGCAGCUCAUCAGAGACUGAAAGCAGUAGCAGUGAUUCCAGCUCCUCAGACAGCAGUGAUUCCGAAUCAGAAACGUUUCCUAAAUUUACUGAAGUAAAACAGAAUGAUUCUCCUAAGGAACAAGUAAAGAUACAGUCUUCUGUACAAGAUAAAGCCUCUGCAAAAACCACUUUUGUUAGUCAGACUUCAUGUGAAACACCACCAGAUCACCAUCAGCUAGCAUUUAAUCAUCAAGAAUUAGAACAUUUACAGAGUGUGAAAAACAUUUCAUCUUUGCAAAUUCUGCCUCCCUCAGGACUGAAAGGCAUUUUGGAUGGAGGAAACAACAUGCAUGAAGGUGAUUGUGAACAACAUUUGAAUGGCCUAACUAUGAUGCAUCCCUCUGAUGGUAAUGACACAACGGUGUUAGAAUCCAAAUGUCCAGUACCUGUGCACAAGGAUAUAAAGAUCAAGAAUGCAGACUCUUGGAAAAGUUUAGGCAAACCAGUCAAAACAUCAGGUGUACUAAAAUCCUCAGAUGAGCUCUUCAACCAAUUUAGAAAAGCAGCAAUAGAAAAAGAAGUAAAAGCUCGAACACAGGAACUAAUUCGGAAACAUCUAGAACAGAAUACAAAGGAACCAAAAGUGUUUCAAGAAUAUCAGAGGGACCUUGGCUUUACUCAAGAAUCUUUUUCAAACAAAAUGCAAAACCAGUGCCUUGGAAAAGAGCAGAAAGAACAUCAGAAGUCCUCGGAAACUCAAGAUAAAUACAAAGUCUUGCUUCCCAAAGACCGUAAUUUAGCAAGGGAGAAAGAGCAAGAGCGGAGGAGGAGAGAAGCAAUGGCUGGUACCAUUGAUAUGACUCUUCAAAGCGACAUUAUGACAAUGUUUGAAAACAACUUUGAUUAAAACUUUUUAAAAUUAACCAUCAACUUAAAAUGAAUGAUAUAAAAGAUUAAGAUGCAUAUGGUAAAAUGAUUGCUUUCAAACACCAGGAUACCAAUCUCAUAUUGUACUUUUGAUGGCUCAAAAAUGAUUAAAA